AUGGCGUCGAAGUACAUGUCUAUGCAUCAAGUGAAGGGAGUGAUAGUAGGCGGCCUCUUGCCUCAGAUCUUAUUGUGGAAUUGGAAAAAGCGAUAUCGCCCUAAGGUGGAAAAUCUGCUUUCAGAUCAAAUGAUGGAAACACCAGAACAGCCAACCUACCAGCAGGGAGAUUGUGCACUUCACAGUGGAUCAAGUUCGCCUACCCAGCAACCAGAAGUGCAAGAUGCACCACCAUCAGCAGAUCGCCAUGUGGGGUAUCCAGCACAAGAGAGCGAUCAGCAUGUGCGAGGUAGUUACCUGGUGCAAGGGACGUCAGAACUGCGGCUGAGGGGAUAUGAUGAUCAACCUCGAUGUCAGCUGCAAACCAACGAAUCCCAAGUAAAUUGUGUGAGCUCCCUCGGUGAGAAUGAUCAAGCAAUUCAGCAAAGCUGCACUAUGCAAGAGUUGCGAUUAUGGGAAAAGGAAAUUGCUAGGGCCAAGCCGCAAAAAGCCACAAAGGGAAUGAAUGCAAGAGAUGCAUUUUUCAUAGCAAAGAUUACGGAGGUUAGACAGCAUCGCCAUGUUGAUGCCAAUGGAGGCACGACUGCUGUUUUCACCCGUCCCGUCAAAACUGAUCGUUAUGGAUACAAGCUUGGCUUGAGGAUAUACUUCAAUGGCGUCGGUGAUGGAAGUGGCAGGUUUGUCGCCAUCUUUGUGCACAUGAUGAUGGGAGAGUAUGACGACUUUGAAGUAAGGUGGCCUUUCACUCAGAGGAUCACACUGUCCAUUAUAGAUCAGAGUGGUGCCGAACGCCAUUUAAGCAAAAUCCUUCAAGCACAGCCCGGCAUGAUAGCCUUUCAGAAGCCAACAGAAGUGAUCAGUCGUACGGGCUGUGGUUUUGCAAAUUUUGCUUCCAUAGAGCAAGUAUUUAGUCAUGCUUAUGAGUGUACGGAAGUUAUAUAA
Pocillopora damicornis (cauliflower coral) is the source of this 942-nucleotide messenger RNA. Its product is annotated as TNF receptor-associated factor 2. NCBI's taxonomy places the organism in Eukaryota, Metazoa, Cnidaria, Anthozoa, Scleractinia, Pocilloporidae. Gene Ontology annotation, cellular component: plasma membrane signaling receptor complex. Gene Ontology annotation, biological process: regulation of canonical NF-kappaB signal transduction. The record is from RefSeq and is a predicted model, not a curated record. Gene Ontology annotation, molecular function: protein binding.